AAAAAAGACGAAGCACCAGUUUUCAGAAGUUCGUGGGGAUAUUUCCAUUUAGGAUUCUGAACGGAGUUUUGCUACAGAAAACAUCAUGCUGCUGCGUGUUUUGUUUGGUGGGGAGCAGAAGUACGUGAAACUUUCUGAUCUAACAUUUGAUGCAUUCGUGAGAGAAGUGUGCCUGAAAUUUAACAUUCCAGAAGGCAGACAGCAAGAUCUGAAGGUGUAUGACCAGUCUGAUACAGAAGUUGAUGUAGAUGUUUUUGAUGAAAUAGUGGAUCAGUCACCUGGAACCUUUCGAGUUAUGUUGAGCAACAAAGAAGAUCCUGGUGCUGUUCUAUCAUCAUCAUCUUCAUCUUCAGUCGCAUCUGAUGAUACUAUCAUUCUGAAUUUCACAACGUGUGACCCAUCAGAAGAAGAAGCCACUGCUGAAGGAAGUCAACCUAAAAGGCCAUGUCACAUAAAUUAUGAGGCGAAAGCGUUGAUUGAAAAAAUCUUGACAACUAAGCCUGGUGGUGAGCGUAUCAUGCAAGAGUAUGCAAGAACUAAAUGCUUGACAGAUGCAACCAGAAGACAGAUGAUAAACAUCCUUACAGCUGCAAUGACAGAAGCACAUGGAUCAUCCCCUCCUAAAAGCGUCAGAGUGAUGUAUGCUCAGGGGAUCGUUGCCCUAUUUCCCUAUCUGGAGGACCCGUUUUCAAAACAUGGAUAUGAGCAUUACUAUGAUCCAGAGAGCGGUUCAGGAUACCUUGCAUGGCGUUUAAAGACCAUUCAAAGAAAAACUGCAGAGGAAAGGGGUGCCUCAGGUAGCAAAUCUCCUAAAAGUGGUGGACCAGGCCAUGGUCAGUCCAGGGUUUUCACUGCUGUAAAAGUGCUGUCAGAUGAGGAAGUGGAAGCAGCUAUUGCUGUUUUGAAACACUCUGCUGAUGAUGACACUGUCCGUGAGAAGAUGAAGGCUACCUUCCAUUACCGUCAUUCAAUGGUCAAUGAUGAAAAGAAAGCAGCAAAUGUCUUCUCUGUCUUUCCACGGUUUCUGGACACCCCAGGACUGAUAGAACAAGAUUUCAGACUCCUGUUUGGCGAAGGCACUGCCAACAAAUUUUUGGAGAAGUGGCCCACCAGUCUCAAAUCCAAGGUUAUAAAGGAAAGCCAUGGCCUGGUACCCACCAAUGAGCUCUUGAAUUUAUUGCGGAAUGCAGAGUUGGCUGCUGAAGCUGAGAAUGGUUGGGAUAGUGACAUGUCUGCUAUUUUGCUUCUGCUGCAUCUGCUACCACCAUCUGCACAAGGACGAAAGAGGCCGGGUAAGAUGUCUGCAUCUCAAGCAGUGGAUCACCUCAUCAGAUUUCUAAAGGUUGGAACCAGUGUACAACUGCAUCUUGACAAGAUCACGCAUCGUACCCAACCCUACCUCCUUGCCCAGGGAUCCAUCCAAAGCAGUAUUCACACAUUCUUCAUUGUGAUUGACAACUAUGCUAUUCCAUGUAAGGCAACAUGUUCAGUUGGAGCUCUUGAUGAGCUCUUUAAGGCCCAUUAUGUGUUUGGUACGUCAUACAGUGCUCCCUUGACCAACUUCUUCACCUUUCUCCAAACAACUGUUUACAACAUAAAUGUUGGAGAAACAAAGGAAACUCCCAGAGUUGCCGAGUUGAGGGCAAGAAUGCUCCAUUAGCGUGACAUCAAACAAUGCAGUGUUUCAUCUGCAAAUGUGACAGUGACACACCAAACAGCCUUGUUAAGCACCUUAAACUAAUCCAUGGCCUUUGUUCUGGCAGGACUCUCCAUAUUAAAUGUGGUCAAGUAGGAUGUUCACGUUCUUUUGGUAGCUUUUCUGGUUUUAGAAAGCAUCUAAAUAGAUGUCAUCUUAGUGAUUCAUUUGAAUCUGUAGAAGGUGGGGAGUUUUCACCUUACAAAAAUGUUGUUGA
Molecule: messenger RNA, 1913 nt
Organism: Fundulus heteroclitus (mummichog)
Lineage: Eukaryota; Metazoa; Chordata; Actinopteri; Cyprinodontiformes; Fundulidae
Exons: 11
Coding region: 86-1660 (524 amino acids)
Source: RefSeq, a predicted model, not a curated record